AUGACGCUGGUCUUCCGGACAAUCUGGAUCCAACCAUCCUCCAUGUCAGCCAGUGUUUCUCAAAGUGUGCAGAAUUUUGAGCGACUACUGCGAGCUAUCUAUGCACCUCAAAAUAUUUAUUGUGUCCACGUGGACAAAAAAACAGAGGCCUCAGCCCUUGCUGCCAUCAUGGCCAUCACUUCCUGUUUUCCCAACGUCUUCCUGGCCAGUCGGCCUGUGAGUGUGGUCUAUGCUGCUUGGCCACGCGUCCAGGCUGACCUGAACUGUAUGGCUGAUCUUUAUAAUGUCAGUACAGAAUGGAAAUACUUCAUCAACGUUUGUGGCCAAGAUUUCCCUCUGAAAACCAAUUUGGAAAUUGUGAGGACACUACGUUCAUUGAAGGGCCGGAACAGCAUGGAGUCAGAAAAAAUGCCAGAUGGAAAGAUUUGGAGGGUGACAAAUGCUCACCGGAUAGUUGAUGGAGGAAUCGAGGGGACGGGACAGAAAAAGACGCCACCUCCCUUCAACCUGCCCAUUCUGUCAGGAAAUGCCUACAUUGUGGUCAGCCGAGGUUACAUCCGCAGUGUGCUGGAAGAUGAGCGAAUACAGACGCUGAUGGAGUGGGCCAAAGACACCUACAGUCCUGAUGAGUUUCUCUGGGCGACUAUUCAACGAAUGCCUGGUGUUCCUGGCUCAACAAGGCCCCAUCGUAAAUACGACAUGACAGAUAUCAAUGCAAUUGCUCGGCUGGUGAAGUGGCAGGGGCAUGUGGGUCCAAAGGAUUCCCUGGAUGCGGUGUAUCCACAAUGUCAUGGCGAUUAUGUGAGGGGAAUAUGUGUGUAUGGGGCUGGAGACCUGCAAUGGAUGAUUGCUCAGCAUCACCUCUUUGCCAAUAAGUUUGACAUCAACACAGAUCCCAUUGCUAUCUACUGCUUGGAGAAAUAUCUGAGACUGAAGGCGCUGGCUGAGUCAUAUUAGAUGGAGAUAUUUCUGGUAACCAAGAAUGAGUCAGAACAAAAUGCUACUGUUUUUGAUGAUAGCAGAACUGACAGGGUGAAUACAUUCAUCUUGUUUUGUGUAAAAUAUUCACCUCUCAGCCACAACAUUGACGCCACCUGCCUGAUAUUAUUGUGUUCGUCUCUCUCAUGCUGCCACAUCAGUACUAAAUCCUUGGAGAGUGGGGGUGCUCUUAGCUCAAUUGAACAGUGAGUGCCAAAAAAGCAGGAACCAAGGUUUCCCAACAGAAAAUUACAUUGCAUCAAGACAAUCAUUUACUCGCAUCACUCACCGGUGGCGAGGCAAUAUAGUUUUUGGGGGUAUAAAGAUUGUAAUCUUCUGCCACGCACAAAACUUUUUUGGGAGAUGCUGUUAUUUAUUAAGUUAGAGAUUAGAUAGAUAGAUUCUUCAUUGU
This is a messenger RNA of Stegastes partitus (bicolor damselfish), 1390 nucleotides long. RefSeq names its product beta-1,3-galactosyl-O-glycosyl-glycoprotein beta-1,6-N-acetylglucosaminyltransferase-like. Gene Ontology annotation, molecular function: beta-1,3-galactosyl-O-glycosyl-glycoprotein beta-1,6-N-acetylglucosaminyltransferase activity. The record is from RefSeq and is a predicted model, not a curated record. The transcript is spliced from 3 exons. Gene Ontology annotation, cellular component: membrane. NCBI's taxonomy places the organism in Eukaryota, Metazoa, Chordata, Actinopteri, Pomacentridae. Bases 1 to 957 code for a protein of 318 amino acids.